GCUCCGUUUGGUAAACAGAAGCGAAGAAAAGCGGAUAUUUAGGACAGAUUUGUCGUUACUAACAAUGACUGAAAAUUCGCUAAAGCAAUGAAAGUCUACAGAAAAGGCUGUUUUUGUAUUUUUUAUAUUUUAUUGUGUUUAUGUUUUGGAGUUUUAUCGUUAACAGUGAGUUUAAACGGUAAAUGGAGUCUGUCAAACUCCAAUGGUUCACUGUCACUGCCUGCUGAGGUCCCAGGAUGUGUUCAUACAGCUCUACAGAACCAGGGAUUCAUCCAGGACCCGUAUUUCAGGUUUAAUGACCUGUCCUAUCGAUGGAUUGCCCUCGACAAUUGGACAUAUACGACAACUUUUACUCUCUCUGAUGAUCUGAGAUCCAAGCAGAAGGUGCAGCUUGUCUUUGACGGCGUCGACACUGUAGCAUCGAUUUUUCUCAAUGGAGUCUCUGUCGGGGAGACAGACAACAUGUUCUGCAGAUAUGAGUUCUCAGUCAGAAACCUGCUGAAUGACGAAGACAAUGUGCUGAAAGUCGGCCUGUCGUCUCCGGCUCUUUACGCGUCUGAGCGGAGGAAAGCUCAUUCAGCGUACAGCGUUCCUCCUGAGUGUCCUCCAGACGUCCAGAAAGGAGAAUGUCACGUCAACUUCAUCAGAAAAGAGCAGAGCUCGUUCAGCUGGGACUGGGGUCCCUCGUUCCCGACGAUGGGACUGUGGAAGGAAGUUCGACUGGAGGCAUUCGAUGUCCUGCAGCUCAUCCAGGUCUCAUCUGUUCCUCUUUACAACCCUGUUCUCUCUCAGUGGACUGUCCUGGUUGAGCUUCUUGUGGAUUCACUUCAGACAUUAAAAGGUCAGGUCACACUCUCCAUACCAGAGCUGGACUUAAAGGAGACCCUCAGCAUGCAGUUUCUAUCAGGAAAGACCAAAAACAGCUUCACCUUACCUGUAAAUACGAGCAGGGAAGUGAAGCUGUGGUGGCCCAAUGGACACGGUGACCAACCCUUCUACCAUCUCACCAUCAGAGGCUUCCAGGAUGGAUUUCUGAUCUUGAAUACAGAGUCUAAGGUGUAUUUUCGCACAGUAGAACUCGUCCAGGAGCCGAUCGUUGGGUCUCCAGGUUUGAGCUUUUAUUUCCGCAUCAAUGGGAAACCAAUUUUCCUCAAAGGCUCCAACUGGAUCCCGGCCCACUCCUUCCAGGACCGUGUCACCCCCGCUGUUUUGAGAAACUUGUUGCAGUCGGCCGUCGAUGCGAACAUGAACGCUCUCAGAGUCUGGGGAGGAGGCGUGUACGAACAGGAUCUCUUCUACAGCAUCUGUGACGAGCUGGGAAUCAUGGUUUGGCAGGACUUCAUGUUUGCCUGCGCCAUGUAUCCCACCGACGACGACUUCAUCCGCACUGUGAGAGAGGAGGUCAUCCAACAGGUCCAGCGUCUAAAAUCUCACCCCUCUAUUAUCAUCUGGAGUGGAAACAAUGAAAACGAAGCAGCUCUGGCGACAGGCUGGUUCAACAUCACCUUUUCCCAGAAGCCGAUGUACCUGAAGGACUACGUGAUGCUGUACGUGAACAACAUCAGAGCGAUAGUACAAGAGGAGGAUCAGAGUCGUCCGUUCCUCGUCUCCAGUCCCACAAACGGGGCAGAAUCAGAGCAGGAGGGCUGGGUGGCAGAGAAUCCCUACGACCCCCACUACGGAGACACACAUUUCUACAACUAUGAGGACGACUGCUGGGAUUGGAGGAAUUUCCCUCGAACACGAUUCGCCUCCGAGUACGGCUUCCAGUCCUGGCCAUCUUUCUCCACCCUGCAGCCAGUGUCUGCUAAAGAGGACUGGAGCUACAGCAGUGAUUUCUCCUCCCAUCGUCAGCACCACAAGGACGGCACCCAGCAGAUGUUACUGCAGGCUGCUUUACACUACAACUUGCCCAACUCCACAGAUGCUCUGAAAAGAUACACAGACACUCUCUACAUCACUCAGGUCAUGCAGGCUCAGUGUGUUAAGACCCAGACCGAGUUUUACCGGAGGAGUCAGAGUGAGAUCAUCAAAGGGAAAGGCCACACGAUGGGCGCCCUCUACUGGCAGCUUAAUGAAAUUUGGCAGGCUCCUUCCUGGUCAUCUAUCGAGUUUGGUGGAAAGUGGAAAAUGCUGCACUAUUUUGCCCAGGACUUCUUCGCCAACAUCCUUCCUGUGGGCUUCGAGGACGGUGACACGCUGUUCAUCUACGCCGUCUCAGACCUGAGAGAAGACCUGAAGCUCAGAGCUGUGGUGACGGUGUACUCAUGGACUGAUUUUGAUCCAGUUUGCAUCCUGAAGUCAGAUCUGCUCCUUGUUCCCGGCAGCAGUGCUGCAGUUAUUUUUAAACAGUCAGUCGCCACCCUGCUGGCAGGAUGUGGACACUGCAGCCGCCUCACCUGCCUGCUCACCUUUCACUUGGAGGACAGCAGCGGGGGGCAGAGAGGUCCAACCAACCACCACUUCCUGUCCUCACCUAAAGACGCUCGGGGUCUCCAGAGACCAAACAUCACUGCCACAGUUCAGGAGGAUGAAUCAGGAGGAUUCUCUGUGACUCUUCACUCUGACUCAGUGGCUCCCUUCGUCUGGCUUGAUGUGGAUAACGUCCCGGGACGCUUCAGCUCUAACGGCUUCCUGAUGGUCACCAGAAACAGGACGGUCAGUUUUAAUGCCUGGCGUCCCACCGGCAUCUCAGAACUCUCAGAAACCCUCAGCAUCACCUCUUUAAGAGACGUUUACUGACCUGAGAGCUGCAGGGCUUCAUGUUCUGUCACAAUCAGAGGGUCAAAGUGAAGCUGUCUUUGCUGUGUAGCUUUAUAAUGAGAGAAAAUCAUUUGUAUGCUAUGCUUCUGUUUUAAAGGAGAGACUAGAUUCUGUUUCAGCUGCUGAGGCAGAUAUUCCCCUUCAUGUUUUGUUGCCAAAUGAAGGAGGAAGUUUCUAGGAAAAGCUCAGAGCAGAAAAGCCUCAGACAACAGUCAGACCCUUGUGAGAAACUAAACUCUACAGGGAGAGUUUCUGCUAAUUCAAUAAUACACAAGACACUUUUACAUUUGAAAAAAAAAAACAGUGAGGAAAAACAUCCAACACAGACUCUUUAACUGCAGACUUUACUGACUAGAGGAAGCCAUUUCUUAAAUGAAGUUAACAGUGAACAGCUGAUUUAUAACCAGACUGUACGCUAAGAUCUGACUUGGCAUUCCUAUGUAUUCAAUGCACUAAACACUCAUCAGUUCUUCUUUCCACAUCAAGAAUAAACAAAACUUACAUUUUGGAAUUAUAUUUCAUGCAUUACUGUUUAAGAUCUCGUACAUAUAAUUUGAAAUAUGCACUUUUAUAAAGUUUAACUUGGAUAACUUUUGUUGUGAGUUGUACAUGUUUGAAAGAGAUUUGUAUUAAAAAGGACAUUUUAUAAAUUUAAUUUAUCAUGGACAUAUUCAAGACUAGACAAGCUAAACAGAGCAGUAAGAUGGAAAUUAAAUGAAAGGUUCUAUUGUGAAGCCAUGCUGUUGUGACGGAUGUGGUAUGUGGUUUAGGAUAGUUUUGCUGAAAUAGUCAAGGCCUUCCCUUAAGGAGACAUCUGGAUGGGAGCAUAUGUUGCUCUUAAUCCUCUCUCUACUUUCCAGCAUUGAUAGUUCCUUUCCAGAUGUGUAAGCAGCCCACGCCAUAGGCACUAAUGCAACCUCAUACCAUCAGAUCAAGAUGCAAGGUCCCUCCCAUCUUGAGUCAAGAGGGACCCUAAUCUUUCCAAAAAGGUUUUAAAAGUUUGAUUCAUGUGACCACAGAACAGUUUUCCAUUUUGCCUCAGUCCAUUUUAAAUGAGCUUUGGCGGCAUUUCUGGAUCCUGUUCACAUCUUUUUAAUUGCACGGUACAACUUUAACUUGCAUUAGUGGAUGGCACAAUGCAGUGAUUUCCAGUACAGAAUCAUGUCUGUUUUUAAGGCAGCAUCCAAUACUGACCUUCAGCCUUGUCCCUUAUGCAGAGAUCUCUCCAACUUCUCUGAAUCUUUUAAAAUUAUGGAAUACAGGUGGUGGGAUAUUUACAGGCUUUGCAAUUUUCCACAGUGUUCCACAUUUUUUAAGUUUUCUCAGAUUAGUGAACCUCUGUCCAUCUUUACUUCUGAGAGACUCUGCCUCUCUAAAAUGCUCCUUUUAUACCCAGUCAUACUGACCUGUUCCCAG
Cheilinus undulatus (humphead wrasse) is the source of this 4179-nucleotide messenger RNA. Its product is annotated as beta-mannosidase-like. Lineage: Eukaryota; Metazoa; Chordata; Actinopteri; Labriformes; Labridae. Gene Ontology annotation, biological process: carbohydrate metabolic process; glycoprotein catabolic process. The record is from RefSeq and is a predicted model, not a curated record. The transcript has 17 exons. Gene Ontology annotation, molecular function: beta-mannosidase activity. The coding region runs from base 88 to 2742 and encodes 884 amino acids.